AUGCAGUCGUUGAGAUCAUGGAUCGAUCUAGAUGACAGUGAUAUACCGGGCAACGGACAUGCAAGCAUUGAGCCCCAAAACAUACCCAACACCGGAGGCUGCCUCGCUAGCGGCACGUCGGUGAAGCGCGAUGCCAGGGCGGUAAGUGGAGGAGCCCAUCGGCUACGUCUUGAUCGAAAGACCCUCCGCUGGUGCCUUGGGGCUCCCGCUGCGUCAAGUGAUUCCAGGUUCGAGCACCUCGCGAAGGGCGGUUGUGGCGAUCCGAUUGGAGAAGACGAGAUGAGGUUGGCUGCGCAAUCAGAACGCAAAGCGAGGCAGUGUCUGAAGACUGUGCCGCAACGGCGACUUGAGGCCGCGAUCACCACCGCUUCUCCGCGAACUCUUUUCCAUUGA
Molecule: messenger RNA, 393 nt
Organism: Uncinocarpus reesii 1704
Lineage: Eukaryota; Fungi; Ascomycota; Eurotiomycetes; Onygenales; Onygenaceae
Exons: 2
Coding region: 1-393 (130 amino acids)
Source: RefSeq, a predicted model, not a curated record